AUGUCGUCCGCUAUUACCUCCCAGCUAACCCGCAACGACGAAGACGGUGAUGCCAAGCCCAAUGCACCCGUCAAGACUGUCGACAAGGCUACUACCCACACCACCAAGCGCAAUGUCGAGCCUCAGGCUCCCGUGAGAGCUGCUGGUGCUACUGGCAACCGUCGUGGCGGCCCUGGUGGUAGCGAGGGUGCAUUCCGCGAUCGCAACGCUGGCAGCACUCGCAACCAGACUCGCUCCACCGAUGAGGCCCCCCGCGAGGGUGCCCGUGGUGGUGCUGCGGCCCGCGGACGUGGCGGCCGUGGCGGCCGUCGUCCCCGUGAACAGGAUGACCGUCACUCCCGUCAGGACCGAGACACCACUGCCAAGCAGACCGCUCAGGGCUGGGGCUCUACUGAGGGUAACGCCGAGCUGAAGGACGAGCAGGCCGGUGAGGCUAUUGCCGAGGGUGACAAGAACGUCGCCAUUGAUGCUGAAGCUGAGCCAGCGGAGCCGGAGGACAACAGCGUCUCGUACGCCGACUACCUCGCCCAGCAGGCUGAGAAGAAGCUCGCUCUUGGCGGCCACAAGGUCCGUGAGGCAAACGAGGGCAGCAAGCUCGACAAGAAGUGGGCUGGCGCCAAGGCUCUCGAAAAUGACGAGGAGGCAUAUGUCGCUGCUACUAGUGCUAAGAAGCAGCGUGAGCGUGAGCGUAAGGUCAAGCAGACUGUUGACUUUGACCCUCGCUUCGUCGAGGCCGAACGUCCCCGUGGCGGCGCCCGCGGUGGUGCCCGCGGUGGUCGUGGUGCUCGCGGUGGUGAUCGCGGUGACCGUGGUGACCGUGGUGAUCGCGCUGAUCGCGGCGAUCGUGGCGACCGUGGUGACCGUGGCGGUCGUGGUGACCGUGGCGGUCGUGGUGACCGCGGUGGUCGUGGCGACCGUGGUGGUCGUGGCGGCGAGCGUGGUGCCCGUGGCGGUCAUCCUGCUGCUGCUAACAUCAACACCAAGGACGAGUCUGCUUUCCCUAGCCUCGGCAAAUAA
Molecule: messenger RNA, 1017 nt
Organism: Cordyceps militaris CM01
Lineage: Eukaryota; Fungi; Ascomycota; Sordariomycetes; Hypocreales; Cordycipitaceae
Product: telomere and ribosome associated protein Stm1, putative
Exons: 6
Coding region: 1-1017 (338 amino acids)
Cellular component (GO): nucleus; cytoplasm
Molecular function (GO): RNA binding
Source: RefSeq, a predicted model, not a curated record